AUGAUCAAAAUUCGUGUAGCGUGCUUAGUGAUGUUCGCAGUCCUGCAGCGGAGCGCCGAGAGCCAGCAAGACGUUAUUAUAGAGGAAUCUUCGUCCAUAGAAUCUGUACAUGCUGCGCUAGGGCGGGCGGCGGAGUUGCCCUGUGACGUCACGCCGGCAAUUGCCCAUGACAGCGUCGCAUUGGUCAUUUGGUACAAGCAGGGACACAACACACCUGUGUAUACUUUCGACACAAGAGAUGGCGUUGACACGCACUGGUCGGAUCCAGCUACUCUCGGUUCCAGAGCCUCAUUCCGAACCAGCACUACACCAGCAUUACUUGUACUUACUAAGAUAAGACCUGAAGACAGCGGUCAGUAUAGAUGUAGGGUUGACUUCAUAAAGUCACCUACCAAGAACACAAGGCUCAACCUCACUGUAUUGAUACCUCCGGAACGGCUAGUGAUACUGGACCAAGAUGGAGAAGAGUUCCGUGGUGGGGCAAUGGGGCCUUUCGAUGAAGGGACCAGAGUCAAUCUUACUUGCGUGGCUAUUGGUGGUCGCCCCGCAGCUAGAGUAUCGUGGUGGCAGUCACACGCACUCUUAGCCAACUCUGAGUCGAGGGCAUCCGUCUCUUUCACACUACAGAGAGAUUUGUAUCCUGCAACUCUCACUUGCCAGGCUGUCACUGACCCUUCGAUAUCACCGCUGUCGGAAAACAUCACUAUUGAUAUGAAUCUAUAUCCUCUAUGGGUGCGUAUAAUUGGUGGUGCCAGACCGCUGGUAGCGGGAAGAGCGGUGGAAAUAAUAUGUCAAGCAGUUGGCGCUCGUCCUCACCCUACAAUAUCAUGGUGGAAGGGGGCUACUAGACUCCAUACUAUUCGGGAAAAGAUAUCACCCGACGGCAACGUGACAAGUAGUAUCUUGAGCAUAAUACCGACAGUCGAAGAUUCGGGUCGAAUAAUCUCAUGCAGAUCUGUUCAGCAGAACCUGAAGCAUUCCGUUCGAGAAGAUGGAUGGAAGAUGGAGAUACAACAUGUACCCAUACCGAAACUUAAGUUGGGUGCCAAUUUAGACCCUGACAAUAUAAUGGAGGGGUCGGACGUGUACCUGGAUUGUGACGUGCGAUCGAGGCCGGAUCAUGACCACGUAUAUUUUACAUAUAAUGGGGUGAUUGUAAAAGGCAGCGGUGGAGUGCUCGUGUCUCGUCAGAGCUUGGUGCUACAGGGUGUUUCGAGACAGCGAGCCGGAGCAUAUGUGUGUGUUGCACGGAAUUCGCUUGGGGAGGGCAGCAGUGAUCCAUUACAUCUUGAUGUUAAAUUCCCGUGUGCACAAAAAAAGGACGGCGUGGCGCUGCGGGCCGCCCGAGGAGAGACUAUGUCCAUAAAAUGUGACGUUGACGCUAAUCCUAUGCCAUCGUCGUUUAGGUGGUGGUUCAACAGUUCAACAUACACUGAGCGGGAGCUGACUAGUAGCAAUGGAAUGUCCACAGAUGCAUAUGACUAUAGGGUGAACAGUUCAUCUGAGUAUGGAUGGGUCCAGUGCGCCGGAACUAACUCGGUGGGACGUCAGACUGAGCCCUGUAUGUUUCACAUUUUACCUGCCGACAGACCAUCGGCAGUGCAGAGUUGUGACAUUAGCAAUGUUACACACGAGUGUUUCUUGAUCGAGUGUAACCCGGGAUAUGAUGGCGGACUUGCGCAAGAGUUCAUGUUACAGGUAUUCAUCGUUGAAAAUGGAGCGCUAAUAACGAACAGGACAGGCAUGGCAGCACAAUGGAGGGUCUGCAACGUGUCUGGGGCGCAAACUGUUCGCGUGUCAGUUUACGCGUAUAACAGAGUGGGACGCAGCGAACCCCAUACGGUCACUGUUGGGUUACUGGAACAUCCGCAGCGGCAUACGGGUAUUUCGUCAGUCAGUGUACAACUAUCGGCCGUGCUGGUGUCGGUACUCUGCGCUGUGAGUGUACUUAUUUGCGUCGGCACAUUAGCAACGUUUGCAUUGUGCUACCGGCACUGUCAGCCGAGACGGGGAGAAAAACCGGAAAAAGCGAAAAGCCGCGACGAAUCAACCAAAGAUCUCCUCGAAGACAAAUCAGAGGCGAAAGACGAGAAACAUUCAGACACAAACCCAGACAUAAUACCAAUAGAAACCAAGAACAUCGCCGUGACAGAGACCGCGCAACCGUUACUUUCUCACGGGCAUUGCUGUGACCGGCCUAUUUGCGACCAAUAUGUAGUUCGGCCUAUGCAAUAUCAUGUGCAUCCAUACAACAUUGAUGCAAAUACACCGAGUUUGAGUCUAGAGCCGUUGGAAUUAAGUUAUUUGCCCACAGAAUAUCGAUUGCCGCAUGAUAAGGUGUAUGAAGACUGGCUGAGGUAUAAGAACGCUUUGCCCAUGGACACAAGUAAUUUGCUCCCACCACACCAACUGACGCCCCAGCCGAAUUCAAUAUACAGCAGCAUCAAGCGGAACCCCCUUAAAUUGGUCAAAAUGCCGGAACUGGAUCCAUGCCGACUGGAGGUGUCGAAUUAUCAACGAUACUCACCGUCGCUACAAUUAAACCCCGAAAAUAAUACAGCAAGAUUCAAUAAUACACAAAUGAAUGAAGCACAGCCAAUCAAUGGGAAUGAGACAAAUUUCGCUGCGUGGUUCUCCAUUGAAAACGAUUACAUCACUAAUCCAGGGGAUUUCACAUAA
Pieris macdunnoughi is the source of this 2679-nucleotide messenger RNA. The record is from the annotation of a GenBank genome assembly. Lineage: Eukaryota; Metazoa; Arthropoda; Insecta; Lepidoptera; Pieridae.